AUGGCUAGAGGCAAGAUUAAUGCUUUGGUUAUUCCAAAAAAAAUUACACUGCCGGCAUCUACCAAAAUUGCUAUUGAACAGGAUAUUACUGGAGCCAUGAGUAGACGCCCCAUUAGAGAUGCUGUUAAUGGGAUCAUUGGAUUUGGCACCGAUGCAUACGCCUCAUACAAAGAUAAGAAAGCCAAUCUGGAAGGGACUAUAGAAGCGAGCGACCAGAAAGAAAAAACCCCAGAUGCUUCUGCUGAUCCCUCCGAUAGCGAUGAAACUAUCUCCAAUGCUCAUGAAUACGAAAGUUACGAUGAAGAUGAUGAAGGCGAUUGGAUUAGAGACGAUACACAAGCCGAAUUGUCUCUAUAUGACCAGGAAGUGGUGGAUGAACCUGAGAGUGUAAAGCAAAUACUUGGAGACUUCACGAAACAACAUCCUGAUUCAUCUUCGUCAACACGACGAAACAAAAAGCAAGGGUUGGCUGUCCCAGUAAUUAUUCCAGAACGAAGACCAGGAUCUAAACAUCGAGGAUUUGUAAGGGCCUAUGCCCCUGUAUUGAUGGAUUGUGGCAUUGAUCAGGAGACUUUCAUCGAUUUCCUGAUAAGAUUCGAGGCUUCUAUCAAGGCAUCGCCCUAUUUUCAUGUAGUCAAUUUGGAUGUGGCUGCAAGUGUGAUGGCUGAAGGAAUCGCCGUAGCGCCGAGCAUUAUUGUUCACGCUGCUGCAUUUGCAGUGCAUACCAGUAUUGAGUUUAGUAAAAGGGCAUAUAUGUCUAAAGAGUACGUUCUGUCUGAUCCAUUGAUCGUCAAGCUGGGAGGUAUGAAUCUAGUUCUACCCCCUAGACAAAACAAAUACCUCCAGGGGAUGAAUGAGAAACUCUUCAAACCACACAGACUUUAUGCUAUGCUUAUGACUUGGAAACCAGUUCACUCCUCGAAUCCUCAACCGCUUGUAUCUACUGUUGAUAUGAACACCAAGAUAGUCACAUUCGUUGCUUCACGUGAGGUCAAAGGCCGCAGUGGCCUGCAAUCUACCAGUGAGAAUGCUAUGAAGAAAGCAGGAGUGUGGUUUGGAGAAUGGAGGGACGAGAGAAGCACAGCAAAAUUUGCAUACAAAAAUCCUUCGACAACGUUGGCAACUAACGCCGGCGAACCUCAAAUACCCUCAUCGCGCUGGGCCGAUCCAUCUCACCCAGUCAACCAAGGUGGAAUCAUUGGAGUAUUGUCCGGUGGUCACUUAGGGCGAACUGCCAAGAAAGAGAGAAGGCGGGAAAGAAAAGGUCUGCCGAAGGAUGAAAAUCCCAAACCUCAGAGGAUGGGAAUUUUAAGGACGGCAAAGAGGAAGCUUCACGAGGAUGUGUUGUAUCUCAUGAUCGUCAAUAUGCUGCCUGACGAAGAAAUGAAGAUUGCUGCGAACAUGGCAAAGGAAAAGAAAGCAUAA
Molecule: messenger RNA, 1425 nt
Organism: Sclerotinia sclerotiorum 1980 UF-70
Lineage: Eukaryota; Fungi; Ascomycota; Leotiomycetes; Helotiales; Sclerotiniaceae
Exons: 6
Coding region: 1-1425 (474 amino acids)
Source: RefSeq, a predicted model, not a curated record